CAGCUAUAAGGCCUGUGGAGAGGAGGGGCCCCAUUGCUUCCCGAUGACACAGAGGAUGAAGACAGUCCUGCUGCUCCUUGUCACCCUGGCUGUGACCCUGGGCCCAGCCUACACACUCCACUGUCAUGUGUGUGCCGACACUGGCAACUGCAAGAAGCCCCAGCACUGUCCUAGCAGCUCCCGCUACUGCAAGACUGUGACUUUAGUGGAGAGUCUGACAGGGAACCUGGUGAAGAAGACCUGUGAGGACUCAUGCACACCUGCCUACAGCCAGCAGGGCCACCAGGUCAGCAGCGGUGCCGGGUCAACACACUGUUGCCAGGAAGACCUGUGCAAUGAGAGGGUGCACAGUGCUGCACCACCGGCCCAUGCCCUGCUCAGCAGCGCCAUCUUGGGCCUAGUGCUGGCCCUGGGGCUCCUCGGCCUGCUCAUGGCUCCCAGCCUGUAACCCCUUUCCCUUUCACUUCCUGAGUUACCACAGUCCCCUCUCUGGCCAUAUGGGGGUGCAAGAUCCCUGAGGCCAGAGACUCCCUGCAGGCUGGAGCCCAGUCCUGGUGGGCACAGGAUGUCUCUCAGGACAAGAGGAGGGGGCCAGCCAGGCAGCAUGGAGGACAAAGGACAGAUGUCGUUCAGAUUCCCACUCCUGAAUUUUCUACUUAUGUUACUUAUUUUUCUACUCAGAUCUCUGCAUAUAAAUAAAUGAUUUAAAACCA
Heterocephalus glaber (naked mole-rat) is the source of this 713-nucleotide messenger RNA. RefSeq names its product lymphocyte antigen 6D. Gene Ontology annotation, cellular component: cell surface. NCBI's taxonomy places the organism in Eukaryota, Metazoa, Chordata, Mammalia, Rodentia, Bathyergidae. Gene Ontology annotation, biological process: lymphocyte differentiation. The record is from RefSeq and is a predicted model, not a curated record.